Messenger RNA from Salvia hispanica, 2245 nucleotides. Its product is annotated as protein LNK1-like. Lineage: Eukaryota; Viridiplantae; Streptophyta; Magnoliopsida; Lamiales; Lamiaceae. Gene Ontology annotation, biological process: circadian rhythm; regulation of DNA-templated transcription. The record is from RefSeq and is a predicted model, not a curated record.
AUGAAACUCUGUAAUGGCUGUCACAGUUUGAAGACAUAGGUUGGGAUGAUCUUUGUCAGAGUGAUGACCAUAUAGUGCCUCGUCCUUUGGAAGAUGAUUCUCUCUUGCGUGAUAGCUCCAAGAAACUUCACUUUGAAGAAAUAAAUAUUGCAUAUAACACCGAGGACAGACAAUCUGCUGGACAUGUUGAUCAAGGAAUUGAAGAAGGAAAGUUUUCAUUAUUGAGUAAAAGGAAGUACAGAAUGUCGGAAAGAGAUUCUACACCGGGGGCACCAAGUGGUAUAUUCUCUUCCUCAACAGAUGCUGAAUCGACCAAAGAAGCAUCUGGUUUAGCUUCUGAGAAAACCACAUCCUCAACUAAUGUUCAUGAAAGUAGUAAUGCGGAUACUCAUGGUAAUCAAUUUUGUGUUGAUGGUACCGUUGUUGGUGUUGGGACCACUGGCUUUAAAACCAACUCCUCCACUGAUCCUCUUGGUGACAUAACUCAUGCUGGCAACAAUCUCAAUUUCUUUGAAAAUGAUGAAGUCAAAGAUUCAAGUGAUUUCUUUAAUUUUGGUUGGCCUGAAAUAGAGAACUUUGAAGACGUUGACAGGAUAUUUAGGAGUUGUGACUCAACAUUUGGACUUGGGGCCAGUAGAGAGGAUGAAUUUCCUUGGUAUUCAGCAUCAGAUAACAUAGGAGGCACUGGAGAACUUGUCAAUUCAGACGUGAAAUUUCCAUCACCUGAGUUGAAUUCUCUGGAAAAUAUCUCAUCAAACCAUGGUUUUCUAAAGGCCCAUUCUUCAAAUGAUGGUGCCGUGAUGGGUGCACCUAUCAGGCUUAGAGACAAUUCCUGGAUCUCAGAGAAACCUGAUUCUUACGUGUCUUUUUCGGAUGGACCUGCUAUUGCAAAUGGCGAGCAAGAGUUUACACCUAGAUCACAUCUGAACGGGCACCAGAAGCAGGUGAAACAGAACCAGUCCAGUGGAAAAAUAAAAGAGCAUAAUUAUGGACAUGGUACAAGUAAACUUCCGGACGAGAUAGUGCAAUCCCCUUCUAGGGCCAAGUCUCAUCAAGCUUUCUCAUUCCAGCAACAACCGAAAAAUGUUUUGCCUACAGAAUCCUGUAAUUAUUUACAAAAUCACCUUUCGUAUGUGCAUCCAGAUAACAGUCAUUCAUCUGAUCUGACAUCACUAAAUCCAACACCUUCUGCUGUCAAAACCGAGGCAAAUGAGUUGACAUCUUCAUCAACCAGAGAUUCUUCCCAUACAUCAAAUCUGUUACCAUCUGUCGAUGGCUCUCAUGACCAUCCUCUUCCUCCGCCAGUUCCAACAGGAACUGGAAAAGGAGUAAAGCUACAUAGUCGUCAUGGUAGUCAAUCUUUGGCCAACAGCAAUAUAAAGCCUGCAAGCUUAGUGGUGCAAGCCACCUCAAGCGAUCCUGGUUCUCUGACAGAAGAAGCCCAUUAUGCCAGAGAUAAGUCAGACAAUCAUAAUGAUUCGGCAGAAGUCUGCCACUUUGUUCCAGCAGAAUUAGGAUUCUCAAAUGCUCAAGAAAGCUCAACAAGUUCUGACAUGGAUGAUGUUUCUCUGGAAGCAGCUAGUUUUCGCCAGCUUCAGCUUGUUAUGGAGAAGUUGGAUUUGAGAACAAAGAUAUGCAUAAGAGACAGUUUGUACCGUCUCGCUCGGAGUGCUGAACAAAGGCACAGCCAUGCAAACUCAAACAGCAGCUUCGAUGAUGGAAGAGAUGCCUCUGGAACAUUAGUAACUGAAGGAGAAAAAAGCUUCAUGGAUAUCGAAACAAAUACAAAUCCCGUUGAUCGUUCAGUAGCACACUUGCUGUUUCACAGACCUUCCGAGUCAUCCCCUGCGCCUGCCCAGGAUUCAUUACCAUUCAAGUCACCAAGCAUGUAGGUACGUGGAUCCGACACAAGUAGACCUGCAUUGAAGACCUUGAUGGACAGUGAAGAGGCAGAUGUUACACAAAGGUCUCUGACCACUGACUGCAAACAAUUACCCUCACAGAGAUGAGAGCAUUUGAGUGGAUUUUAAAGUUUUUGUAUUAAGAAUUUUGCUUGCUUAUAUAGUCUUGUAAAGUAAAAAAAAUCUAAUUUCAACUGGUCUAGAGCUAGUGCUCAUCUUUCUUUUUUGAUCAUGGGAGAACUUCCAUGGUCUAACACUGCUGCCCUAACUGUGAUUGUAGUGAGUUGAAGAGAAAUAUACAGUUGAAAGCAAUUUCAAAUAUUAGGUUUCUUGUGAUUUAUUGA